Pelmatolapia mariae (spotted tilapia) is the source of this 381-nucleotide messenger RNA. It is a transcript of the gene calca, whose product is annotated as calcitonin/calcitonin-related polypeptide, alpha. Gene Ontology annotation, cellular component: extracellular region. The transcript has 3 exons. The record is from RefSeq and is a predicted model, not a curated record. NCBI's taxonomy places the organism in Eukaryota, Metazoa, Chordata, Actinopteri, Cichliformes, Cichlidae. Gene Ontology annotation, biological process: adenylate cyclase-activating G protein-coupled receptor signaling pathway; regulation of cytosolic calcium ion concentration. Bases 1 to 381 code for a protein of 126 amino acids. Gene Ontology annotation, molecular function: calcitonin receptor binding; hormone activity.
AUGAUAAUGUUCAAGCUGUGGACGCUUUUUCUUGCUUAUGCCUUGAUCAUUUGCCAGAUGUAUGUCUCAGAGGCAGCUCCAACUAGAACCAGUAAGGAAUCCAUGUCAGAUGGAGUCACAUUAUCAAAUGAUGACGCCCAAAGGUUGCUCAGAGCUAUGAAGGAGUUCAUGCAGAUAACUUCAGAGGAGCAAGCUCAACAAACAGCUGAUGGGAACAACAAUGCAACAGCACAAAAGCGGGCAUGCAACACAGCCACCUGUGUAACCCACCGCCUAGCAGACUAUUUGAGUCGGUCUGGGGGACUUGGAUACAGCAACUUUGUUCCCACCAACGUUGGUGCCCAGGCCUUUGGCAGACGGAAGCGGUUCAUCUCUGUGUGA